CCAUUAACAGCCCAAGCCAACUCUAGCCCCUGCCAAGAGUUCAAUGCAUUGCAGGCACCAUUCUGGCACAAAGAGGGUUACAGGUGGCGCUGGUGCUGAUUGGCUGCAGCCAGGAGAUGCAGCAUCCAGAGGCAGGAGGCAAGAGCUCCUUGAGGGACCAGCAGCACAGGCUGUAGUGCAGGCAGCCUCAGGUACCCACAGCACAACACGGGACACCCCCACAGCAGGCAACACCCACCUACCACCAUCUUUAGAAGCAAGGAAUUGAAUGCAGGAGCUAGGUGCUCUCUCCCCCUUCCCAUCCAGGCCCCCAUAUCCGAAAAAAGAGGAGGAUGGAAAAUUUGGAGAAUUAAUGCUCCUUCAUUUUGAGCCUUUAAAGGGAAUCUGAGCUACAUCUGACAAUUUCCUCUUUUAUAUUGCCUUCAGCAAUACUGGAUUGUGAGAAACGCUGUGCUUCUGCCCUUUGUUUUUUGGGUUUUAUUUUGUUGGCAGUGCCUAGGUACCAAAACCCAUUUCUAUGGCAUCUAUGGUAGGCACUGCAUAGGUUGGGUGCAUCUGCAUCACUAAGCCUGCCAGCUGCUAUUGUUUUGAGGUUCCUGCCCGGCUAACUGGCCUGGGGCUUACCAUGCACAAACACCAUCACUGCUGCAAGUGCCCAGAGUGUUACGAGGCGUCCCGCAUGUCUGCCCUAAGAAGGAUGGAGCCCCCCACCUAUGGGGAAUGGCAGCACGAGCAGUAUGGGGGAAGCUAUGGGGGUUACAACUCCCAGACCCUGCCAUCUCAGCCUGCUGUCACUCCCACAGCCCGGGGCAAAUCUAAGCUUAUGCCUGCUACACGAGAAAACCUCACCCCCACCCUUAAGGCCCCCCCAAAGAGUGCAACCCCCAAAAUGAAUGGCAACAGUCAAAACUGGUGGCCGGAGUGCACCUGUACCAAUCGGGAUUGGUAUGAGCAGGCUGGUGCUGCUCCUCUCCUGGUGAACACAGACUGCCUGGAUCCAAGCUCCUCAGUCAAUGGCAGCGACACAUUAUAUAAGUAUGAAGAAAUAGUACUAGAAAGGGGCAAUUCUGGUCUAGGCUUCAGCAUUGCUGGAGGAAUUGAUAAUCCACAUGUUCCUGAUGACCCUGGGAUAUUUAUUACCAAGAUCAUUCCAGGAGGCGCUGCAGCAAUGGAUGGUAGACUCAGUGUUUCCGACUGUGUCCUGCGUGUAAAUGAUGUGGAUGUAACAGAGGUUGUACAUAGCAAGUCAGUGGAGGCCUUAAAGGAAGCUGGUCCAGUGGUGAGACUUUUGGUGCGACGCAGACAGAGCCCCCCAGAAACCAUAAUGGAGGUCAACCUGCUGAAAGGACCUAAAGGACUGGGAUUCAGCAUUGCUGGGGGUAUUGGGAACCAGCACAUACCAGGGGACAACAGCAUUUAUAUAACCAAGAUCAUUGAAGGGGGAGCAGCUCAGAAAGAUGGGCGGCUUCAAAUUGGAGACAGACUUCUAGCGGUCAAUAACACUAAUCUACAGGAUGUAAGACAUGAGGAGGCAGUAGCUGCUUUGAAGAAUACCUCAGAUAUGGUUUAUCUUAAAGUCGCCAAACCUGGCCCUGUUCACCUCAAUGAGAUCUAUGCGCCACCUGACUAUGCCAGCACUUUCACAGUAGAUAAUCACAUAAGCCAUAACUCCAGUCUGGGGGGAUACCUGAGUAGUAUGGAAAACAAGUCACCUUAUCCACCUUCCCAAACCCCAUCGAGAUUCUCCCCAGUUCCUCGACAUAUGCUUGGAGAAGAAGAUUUUACCAGGGAACCGCGGAAGAUUAUCCUACAUAAGGGCUCAACAGGACUUGGCUUUAACAUUGUGGGUGGGGAGGACGGAGAAGGCAUCUUCGUCUCCUUUAUUCUUGCAGGGGGACCGGCUGACCUGAGUGGGGAGCUACGCCGUGGGGAUCGCAUCCUUUCUGUGAAUGGGGUGAAUUUACGUAGUGCAACUCAUGAACAGGCUGCAGCGGCUCUCAAACGGGCAGGACAGACGGUGACAAUUGUAGCACAAUACCGACCUGAAGAAUAUAGCCGCUUUGAGUCAAAGAUCCAUGAUUUGCGUGAACAAAUGAUGAACAGCAGUAUGAGCUCUGGAUCUGGUUCUCUGCGUACCAGUGAAAAAAGGUCCCUAUAUGUAAGAGCCCUGUUUGACUAUGACCGUUCUCGGGACAGCUGUCUUCCCAGCCAGGGUCUGAGUUUCUCGUAUGGAGACAUACUACAUGUCAUCAAUGCAUCUGAUGAUGAAUGGUGGCAGGCACGACUAGUUACACCACAUGGGGAAAGUGAACAGAUUGGUGUUAUUCCCAGCAAAAAACGUGUGGAGAAAAAGGAGAGAGCUCGUCUGAAAACUGUAAAAUUCCAUGGACGCUCAGGCAUAGAUUCUAAUAGGUCCAUCAAAUCCAAGCGUAAAAAGAGUUUCCGAUUGUCUCGCAAGUUUCCAUUUUACAAGAGCCUUGUACAGGAGAACAGCACUGCACAAGCUGUAACAUCAAACACCAGUGACAGUGAGAGCAGUUCCAAGGGCCAGGAAGACACAAUUUUAUCAUAUGAGCCAGUCACUCGACAAGAAAUUCACUACGCUCGACCAGUCAUUAUUUUGGGUCCCUUAAAGGAUAGGGUUAAUGAUGACCUCAUAUCUGAGUUUCCACAUAAAUUUGGAUCUUGUGUCCCCCACACAACACGGUCGCGAAGGGAUAUUGAAGUUGAUGGACAAGAUUAUCACUUUGUGGGUUCCCGCGAGCAGAUGGAGAAAGACAUUCAGGAAAACAAGUUCAUUGAGGCCGGACAAUUCAAUGACAACCUUUACGGCACUAGUGUUCAGUCUGUGCGAGCAGUGGCUGAACGGGGAAAGCACUGCAUCCUUGAUGUAUCUGGGAAUGCCAUCAAGAGACUACAACAAGCACAAUUGUUUCCUAUAGCUAUUUUUAUUAAACCAAAAUCUAUAGAAGCUCUCAUGGAAAUGAAUCGGAGGCAAACAUUUGAGCAGGCUCAAAAAAUGUUCGAUAAAGCCACCAAGCUGGAGCAAGAGUUUGGAGAAUUUUUUACAGCCAUCGUACAGGGAGACUCUCUAGAAGAAAUCUACAACAACAUCAAGCAGAUAAUCGAGGAUCAUUCUGGCCAUCACAUCUGGGUGCCAUCUCCUGAGAAACUCUAAGUCUACACUGACCAGAUUAGACAUAAACAACCCCAGCCCUCACCCCCACAGUGUCCUCCAUCAGCCCCCACUUCUGAAUUGUAGGGGUUUUGUGUGAGUUUGUUUGCCAUCAAAUGAGGGAGAUCUCUGUCCCUUCAGUUGCCACAAAAAUGUAUUGGCUCCUGGUAGUUGUCUGAAGCUAUGAGUGAAGGGAUCAAAAUAGUCUAUGAACAUUUGUUUUAUAAAUGCAAAAAAAGGG
Molecule: messenger RNA, 3416 nt
Organism: Xenopus laevis (African clawed frog)
Lineage: Eukaryota; Metazoa; Chordata; Amphibia; Anura; Pipidae
Gene: dlg3.S
Product: discs, large homolog 3 S homeolog
Exons: 21
Coding region: 626-3178 (850 amino acids)
Biological process (GO): chemical synaptic transmission; receptor clustering; establishment or maintenance of epithelial cell apical/basal polarity
Cellular component (GO): basolateral plasma membrane; neuron projection; postsynaptic density membrane
Molecular function (GO): protein kinase binding; ATP binding; transferase activity
Source: RefSeq, a predicted model, not a curated record